UUGUCGAUUUGUUUGAUCUAGGUUCUAGGCUUAAUUUAUUCGUUCCUUCCUACUAAUGUAAAUGUAGGUAAUUACAAUUAAAAUGUCAUUACUAGAAGAUGUGUUCCUUGAAGACGAGGCUGGUGAAGCACAAGAGUUAGAGCGAGUGAUCGAAGGUGACGAAUAUGAUGAAAGGCCGCAGUCUCCAAAUAGCGAUGAUAGUGAAGAAAAAGAAGAUGAAGCUGAGGAAGAUAAAAGAAGAGUUGAUCCAACACAAGCAAAAGCUAAGCGUAUUGUGAAAAACCCUAGGUUCAUUUUAAAUCCUGCUCGCCUGACAGGCCCCAGGGGAAUUCAAGUCAUACCCGAUCAUUUUAAAGACUUCAAAUUCAAGGGCAAAGGACAUGAAAAAGAAGACCUGGAUAUGGUCCUCAAAAAACUGGAGCACUGGGCAUACAGACUGUACCCCAAAUUUGGAUUCCACGACUGCUUGAAGAAGAUUGAGACUCUUGGCAAGAAAAAAGCUGUUAUGGUCCACCUCCACAAAAUAAGGUCGGAUCAGAUUACCUCAGAGGAGCCGGUCACACAGCAGGACUCCAGUGACGACGAGGGCGGGGCUCCGCAGGAGGAAGACGAAUUCGACAAGCUGCUGCAGCAGCAGAUAGACAUCGCGAGGGCCACGCCUGCGCCUGCCUCAGCUCGUAAAGCGCCUCAAACACCCAGUGUGGAUAGGUCACUCAUGAUGCCGAAAGCAACUUCAUCUCCUUCCAUCAGCGACGAGCAACGGGAACGUAUGUUACGAAACAGACGUCUAGCCGAAGAAAGGAGGCUUGCCAAACUAAAAAAUGACAAUUCCGUAGCUGAAAAUCCUGACCCUAUUCCCAGAAUAGAAGUUAUUGAUGAAGUAGUGACACGAAAACAUAAUAGAUCUAAUGUUAUUGAUAGUUCCGAUGAAGAUGAUUCAACAGUCAAUCAAUCUAUCACAGUUGAUGUACACAGUAAAGUUGAUGAAAUGGAAGAGGACAUAAAUGAUAAUGAUGAAGAGAACAUAAUUGAUAAAAAGAAUAAUACUGAAGUUAUAACUGAGCCUGAUAACAGUAUGGAAGCAGCUACUGAAGUGGUUUCACGAAAAUGUAACAAAUCGAAUGUUAUUGAUAGUUCUGAUGAUGAAGAUGAUGCAAUCGUUAAUCAGUCGGUCGCCGAUGUAAACAAUAAAGUUGAUAAAAUAGAUCAAUUAACUGACACAAAUCAAGACAAUAAAGUUAAUGACACAGAAGAUUUGAGUCACACCAAUACAAUAAAUAAUUCUGAUAAGAAAUUAGAUACUUCUAUUGGUGAUAACAUCAAAAAUACUGAACAAAACAAUUCAGGUACUGAAAAUGAAUUAGAUAAUGAGGAAACAAUGUCCGAUCGCAAUAGUGAUAUAAGAUUAGAUGAGAAUGAAUUGAUUCAAAACAAAGAACAUGUUAAUUCAGAUAUACCUAACAAUGCUGGAGAAUUAUCUAAUACAGAUAAUGUAGAUUCAAAGAUCAGUAAUGAAACUACUGCAAUAAUUGAUAAGGAUGUUUUAGAAGAUGUAAUGGACGUUGAUUUCACGGACGACUUCUAGGUAAGUAAUAAAACUACUGGUUAUA
Ostrinia nubilalis (European corn borer) is the source of this 1610-nucleotide messenger RNA. RefSeq lists its product as uncharacterized. The transcript has 5 exons. Gene Ontology annotation, cellular component: replication fork protection complex; nucleus. Gene Ontology annotation, biological process: replication fork arrest; DNA replication checkpoint signaling; replication fork processing. NCBI's taxonomy places the organism in Eukaryota, Metazoa, Arthropoda, Insecta, Lepidoptera, Crambidae. The record is from RefSeq and is a predicted model, not a curated record. Gene Ontology annotation, molecular function: DNA binding. The coding region runs from base 83 to 1585 and encodes 500 amino acids.